AACCUCGACCUUCUUUAUCCUCCUGACCAAAUCAUUUCAAUUUUCAUUCUCUUUAAAAAUGAGUUACCUCCAAACUGACAUAUCUUUACCCCAUUUCAAGUUUAGGUUGUAGUUCUAGAGGUGGUGUCCUUUUGUAAUUUUGGGAGGCUGAAAAGCCCAUCACCAUCCAAUGUUUGUUUGCCUGCUCAUGGCCCCUCUCUCCACCCAUCACUCCCAAUCUCGGCAUCCCCAUCCCCCACUCCGCGGUGUUCCCAACGCCGCUGCUAGCCGGAUAACGCUGUAGCAAAGUGAGAAGCUAGAACACCGAUAGCGUUAACAUAGCCAGUGUCAACGAGUUUGAAGAUACCGGAACAAAAUAAGGAUUUUGGAUAACCACAUUUGUCCAUCACAUUGAUUUGCAUAUCCACUCCCACCUCUUCCUCAUUUGCAUACAACGAGAAUGGCGAGCGGGCACCCCACUGACAAAUACAGUUUCAUGUACCAACCAGACACGCACAAGAGUAAGAACAGAUUAUCCAGUAUGAAUCCCGUCUACAGCCCUGUUCAGCCUGGAGCUCCCUACGGUAACCCCAAGAACAUGGCCUACACAGGCUACCCAGGAGGUUACCCUACUGCUGCUCCCACCUACACACCUAACCUCUACCAAACGGGUAGUCCAGGGUACCCACCAGGAUACACAACAGCGGGUACUCCAUAUAAAGUGCCCCCCACCCAGAUGAACGGAGCCCCCCCGCCCUACUCCCCCUCCCCCAACCCCUACCAAACAGCCAUGUACCCCAUCAGAAGUGCCUACCCCCAGCAGAGCAUGCAGAACCUGCAGAACUUAUAUGCACAGGCAGCAGCGUAUUAUGGCCAGCCAGUGUAUGCGGCUCAGCCACAUGCAUAUUACACCCAGCCUGUUUAUGCUGCUCAACCUCAGCCUCAUGUAAUCCACCACACCACAGUGGUUCAGCCAAACAGCCUGCCCUCAGCCCUCUACCCCGCCCCGGUCCAAGCCCCUAGAAACAACGGAAUGGCUGCCAUGGGGAUGGUUGCCGGGACCACCAUGGCUAUGAGUGCAGGAACACUGCUGACCACACCGCAGCACGCUCAGCUGGGAACGCACCAACACGUCACCAUGCCGCAGUUCCGGCCCCAGGGUGCACCUGGAUACAGCUAUGUCCCGCCCCACUGGUAGACCCCCACCCCACGAGAAAUCUGGAGUCCGACAUGGUAUGCAAAUAAUCCAGUCUUACACAGGCUUCUUAUGGUCACCAUGGCAAUGUCACAUCUGUCUGCAACAACAAAACUAAAGUGUUGCAGAGGCUUCUUACGGUCACCAUGGCAACCUCACACCUGUCUGCAACAACAAAACUAAAGUGUUGCAGAGGCUUCUUACGGUCACCAUGGCAACCUCACACCUGUCUGCAACAACAAAACUAAAGAGCAACGGACACUUGCUGCAUUCUCUAGGGUUUUACAAAAGCUGCUUGAUAUUUUUUUGUUUACUCAACGAUUAUUUUCUUUUCCUCCUUUGAUUCGCCAAUAUGUCCUGUCAUUACAUUGUUUUUUACAUUGUUACAUCAUCAUUGGAACUCCAGAGUGAUUGACCAAUCGCGAGUGUCUGUUGCUCUGCUCGUGUACUGUGUGCUGCUGCUGUGUGUCAGAGGUGGGAAUGUACUGGCCACGUCCUGCUCCAUCCCUGUCAUCACCACCACCUUUAUCAUCACCAGCUUUAUGCUGCCAAAUGUUCUAACCAUUAGAUAUCAGCACAGUGCUUUGAUUGAAUUGAAUUAGAGUUGUUUUAAUCCCUUUUACCUUUCCAACAAAGCACUGUGUUGGAACAGCAAACCUGUCGUUGUCUUUACAUCCUGUGUGUUGGAACAGGAAACCUGUCGUUGUCUUUACAUCCUGUGUGUUGGAACAGCAAACCUGUCGUUGUCUUUACAUCCUGUGUGUUGGAACAGCAAACCUGUCGUUGUCUUUACUUCCUGUGUGUUGGAACAGGAAACCUGUCGUUGUCUUUACAUCCUGUGUGUUGGAACAGGAAACCUGUCGUUGUCUUUACAUCCUGUGUGUUGGAACAGGAAACCUGUCGUUGUCUUUACAUCCUGUGUGUUGGAACAGCAAACCUGUCGUUGUCUUUACAUCCUGUGUGUUGGAACAG
Molecule: messenger RNA, 2146 nt
Organism: Oncorhynchus nerka (sockeye salmon)
Lineage: Eukaryota; Metazoa; Chordata; Actinopteri; Salmoniformes; Salmonidae
Product: protein FAM168A-like
Exons: 9
Coding region: 440-1177 (245 amino acids)
Biological process (GO): positive regulation of base-excision repair
Source: RefSeq, a predicted model, not a curated record